Messenger RNA from Colletotrichum higginsianum IMI 349063, 711 nucleotides. RefSeq names its product D-alanyl-d-alanine carboxypeptidase. The coding region runs from base 1 to 711 and encodes 236 amino acids. NCBI's taxonomy places the organism in Eukaryota, Fungi, Ascomycota, Sordariomycetes, Glomerellales, Glomerellaceae. The record is from RefSeq and is a predicted model, not a curated record. The transcript is spliced from 4 exons.
AUGCACUAUCAGUCUUUUCUCGUCGCCUCCCUCUCAUUCAGGGUAGCAAUUGCAGCCCUCAACGAGCCAUGCUACGGUUCGGGAGGCAGAGCUGGUGUCUGCGUCACCACAAGCACCUGCUCCGCCAACGGAGGUACCACCAUUGACGGCGCCUGUCCCGCCGAUGCAGCAAACGUCAAAUGCUGCACCAAGUCGCCCUGUGGUAGCGGCGGCAACUGUAGAUGGACAAGCGAUUGUGCUGGCACGUCCGCCUCGAAUCAGUGCCCAGGCCCAGGUGCCUUCAUGUGCUGCUCUUCAUCGGCCAGCGGCUUCGGCGGGUACGCCGCCCCUUUGAUCCCAUCUGUCGGUGCUUGCAAGCAAGUUGCUGUUGAUGGCGCAAAGAAGAUCGUCGCGGCAUUCCCUGGCAGGGUUCGGGAGGUUUUCUGCAUACGCGACUGUGCUUGCCCCGGCACUUCGGACCAUUGCUGCGGCAAAGCAACGGAUAUGAUGUGUUCCGAUGGCGGCGGUGUACCUACUAUCUCUGGCAAAGAAAUUGCGGAGUGGGUCAUGAACAACCGCAACGCGCUCAACUUGAAAUAUGUCAUCUGGGGUCAGAAGAUCUGGACCACCUCCCAGGACUCUGUAACCUCAUGGGCAAGCUGGCGUCCCAUGGAUGAUCGAGGCGAUUUUACAGCAAACCAUUGGGACCAUGUUCACGUCAGUUACAACUAA